Molecule: messenger RNA, 1671 nt
Organism: Cannabis sativa
Lineage: Eukaryota; Viridiplantae; Streptophyta; Magnoliopsida; Rosales; Cannabaceae
Exons: 5
Coding region: 1-1671 (556 amino acids)
Source: RefSeq, a predicted model, not a curated record
AUGGAGAGGGCCAAUUUUAAUUUAAAGGCCAUGCAUGCUCUGUUCAAUACGGUGUCCAAAAAUCAAUUGAAGGUCAUUGUGAACUAUGAGAUGGCCAAAGAGGCUUGGGAAAAACUACGAAUUAAAAAUGAAGGAACAGAUCCAGUAAAGAAAUCUCGUCUUCGUGCUUUGGCAAAAGCGUUUGAAGAUUUAUCAAUGGAGGAAGAAGAAACGGUGGCUGAGUUCCAUGCUAAAUUGUGUGACAUAUCAAAUGAGUCUCAUGCUUUGGGAAAGACUUAUUCAAAUGUAAAGCUAGUUUGUAAAGUUCUUAGAGUCCUACCUAGGAGAUUUAUGUCUAAAGUAACCUCCAUUGAAGAAAUGAGAAACGUGGAGGAACUGGAUCUUGAUGAACUGAUUGGAUCCUUUAUUGCGUUCAUUCACAAAGAAGAAAAGAAGUCUAUCCCAGAUGUGUCUGCUAGUUUCUCAGAUGAAGUUGUAGAUCUGCUGACCAAGAACUAUACAAAAUUCUUGAAAAAGAAGUACAAGAAAUUUUUUCUGAGGGUCGAGUGUUCCAACACUCUCAAAAAGAAGAAAGCCCUUGUUGCCACCUGGAGCGAUAGUGACGAAGAAAAAGAUUUUGUUGCAAGCAAAAGUUCUGAUGAGGAUAAACAGGUAGUGGCUUUCAUGGAACAAAGUCAUCGUUCUUUUGAAUCUGAGGUUGAUGGGGUUUUUAGUGUUUUUGAAGCUGAUAGUAAUGGAAGACAAAAUGCAUAUGAAGAAAUGUUUCCUCAGUGGGAAUAUAUGACCAAGCGGAUUAGAGUUCUGAAUAGUGCCAAGGAGCAGAUAGAGUCUGAAAAUAUCAAGCUGGAGGACACUGUUAAGAAUCUGAACAAACUUCUUGAUGAGAACGACAAUGAGAUCUACAAGCUUUCAGCUGAACUCAUAAGAGCUAAACAGGCUUUAGAGUUUAUCCCUCCAGGAACGAUGCCAUCAUUCAAACUCUUCAACUUCGAAAACCUUAUGGAAGGACAGUGGUACUUGGAUAUUGGUUGCUCUCGACACAUGACUGGCAAAAAGAAAUUGUUAGUCAAUUACAAAGAAGAAAAGGAGGGAGUUGUCACUUUUGGUGAUGGAAACAAGGGCCAGAUUAUUGGGAAAGGAGACUUGGUGAUGAGUAGAGUUGCACCUCUUACUGAAGUACUGUAUGUGAAAGGGCUCAAGGCAAACCUGAUAAGCAUUAGUCAACUUUGUGAUGCAGAUUACACUAUUAGUUUUUCUAAAACUCAUUGUUUAGUUUCAUCUUAUGGGUGCUCAGUCUUAACAGGGAAGAGAUCUAGUGAUGGUAGUUAUUUGUUGGACAAUGUUGUCCUAUGUAAUAGUGCAACACUAGAUAAAUCAGAUAUUGGGGAUUUUACUACUACUCCAAAAGUUUUAACCAAAAGAAAUAAGAGUGUUAAAUCAUCACCUUGUCUUUCAAGAGUUCAUUCACUAUUAUUAGUGCUAUGGUAUGGUCUUCUAAACCUUAUAUUGUUGAAUCUUGGGUUUAAACAAAGAAAGGAUGAUGUUUUUGUCCUAGUGUUUGCUGGUUUUGAUCAUGUUGCACAUCGUACUCUCUUGUUUCAAAAGAAAUACGGAAGAAUUAAAGUGACAGGAAAAAGAUUAAGAAGCAAGGAAGAGUGGAACAUAAGCUGA